GCCCCUUGGGAUUGAGCGUGAGCGCAGCGCUUGCGGUCUUCGCUGCUGCAGGCGUUGCACAUAGUGCUUUCAUCGCAUAGGAGAAACGCGUCUCUGGCGGUGGGGGUAUGGCCAAGGGUUAAAGCACCGUGCACGUUAAACAAUAAAGACGCUAAUUCUUUACAGUUAAUAUAUGGUUUAACUUUUUUCGCGUGAGUUUUUUUCUUCCCUCGUGGAGGGGAGCGGAUCGUCCUUCGCAGUUUUACUUGAGUGAGGAAACUAUCGAGGAUGGAUUUAUAAUUUCAGGAUGUUGUUCUGAAACAAAGGGGAAAGGCACACCGCUGUUUGACUGUUGUAGCUUCAUCUCCGAACUCCUGGAUGGGAAAAUGGAAGUUGACGGGCAGUGGUGGAAAGACCAGCUCGCCGCAGACAUACAUCAAUCUCUGCGCAUCAAGGAGCUGAAGCUGCCUCUAUACCGAGCCCAGUCGCCCCAGAUCGGCCUGAGGCGCUACUUCGCCGACCUGCUGGCCAUCCUCAGUAAUCGCUACCAGCUGUGUCCGACCGCCCGGCACCUGGCCGUCUACCUGCUGGACCUCUUCAUGGACCACUACGAAGUGGCCAUCAAGCAGCUAUACGUUAUCGCUCUCUCCUGCCUCCUGCUGGCCAGUAAGUUUGAGGAGAAGGAGGACCGUGUGCCCAAGCUGGAGCAUCUGAAUGCGCUGGGCUUCAUGUGCAGCCUGAACCUGGUGCUCGGGAAGCGCGACCUGAUCCGCAUGGAGCUGCUGCUGCUGGAGACCUUCGGCUGGAACCUGUGCCUGCCCACGCCCGCGCACUUCAUUGACUACUACCUGCGCGCCUCCGUGCAGGAGAGCGACCUGCACAACGGCUGGCCGCUCUCCUCCCAUUCCAAGACGCUGGCCUUCAUGGACAAGUACGCCCACUACUUCCUGGAGGUGUCUCUGCAAGACCAUGCCUUCCUGAGCUUCCGGCCCUCUCAGGUGGCGGCGUCCUGCAUCGCGGCCUCACGCGUCUGCCUGCAGAUCCUCCCCAGCUGGACCAGCGCCCUGCACCUGCUGACCGGAUACACCUGGGAGCACCUGACCCCCUGUGUCGAGCUCAUGCUGCUUGCUCACGACAGUGACGUAAAGGAAGCUAACAAAUCCAAAUCGGCCCCGAGCCCGGCCGUCCUGCAGCCGCGUGGCCAGCCCGCCCCCCCCUCGCCCGCCUCUCUGGACAGGCAGGCAUCCGCCUCCUCCCAGCACCUGAUCUUCCACCCGGGGGGCUACGCGCACCUGAGCCAACACUCUGCGCCCGUAUCCCAGCUGCACGUGAUACCCGACACCCAGGCUUUGGGGCCUGUGCUAUCACAGGACUACCUCCAGUCCCACCGGACGGACCUAUUCUCCGGCACGUCAGCAGGGGGCGCCGUCCACCCGUACCCGAACUUGGCAUCAGGAUUGCGGGCCGUGCCUCUUCAGGGUCCCCUGUCGAUGCAGGUGGCCGUCGCCGCAGAAGCGCGUCACUGCCUGGGCGUGGCCUACAGCGCCGGAUACCUGGGGUCUCGUCACACCUUCGCUGCCGGCUGCUUUGACAGGUGACAGGUGCUGUCACACCUGCGGGGCACAAAGUGUCCGUCUGCUUCUCCGCGACGUCCAUUUCUCGGUUGCCAAAGGGAUUGAACGAGUCUUGUCUGCCCUCCAUUCUUUUUAAACCUCAGAAAAUGACUGUGAUGAUGUAGCUGAAAAUAUACAGUCCUGCCGAUUUAAAAAAAAA
Messenger RNA from Paramormyrops kingsleyae, 1752 nucleotides. Lineage: Eukaryota; Metazoa; Chordata; Actinopteri; Osteoglossiformes; Mormyridae. The record is from RefSeq and is a predicted model, not a curated record.